This is a messenger RNA of Trichoderma asperellum CBS 433.97, 1743 nucleotides long. Its product is annotated as putative NRPS-like protein biosynthetic cluster. Gene Ontology annotation, biological process: amino acid activation for nonribosomal peptide biosynthetic process; secondary metabolite biosynthetic process. NCBI's taxonomy places the organism in Eukaryota, Fungi, Ascomycota, Sordariomycetes, Hypocreales, Hypocreaceae. Gene Ontology annotation, molecular function: catalytic activity; phosphopantetheine binding. Gene Ontology annotation, cellular component: cytoplasm. The record is from RefSeq and is a predicted model, not a curated record.
AGUCUUUGAGUGAGCUAAUUCUCCAGUGCCAAAGAUAGCAAUUCAUUGAACUUCACAAAUUUAAAAGAGUGUAACAGCAUCCAGAUGGCAUCCAUCGAAAUUUUACGACAGAUAUGGGCAGAUGUGCUCGGCAUUGAAACAGACAAAUUUUUUGAUAGCGACAAUUUCAUGGCAUUGGGAGGCAAUUCAAUAAAAGCUAUUCAAUUUUUGGGCGAAAUCGCGUCUUUUGUCGAUACAAUUGACUUGGCAACUUUUCUUAAUAAUGCAACAAUCAAAAAUGUAUGGGACACUAUAAGUGCGUAUCAGCAAAGCACAUAUUUUGGUACUGCGAAGGAAAAUGCACAUAUCGAGUCGAUCGAAACAAUAGAAAGCGUCACCGCUGAUAGUAUGGUUGGAAUAAGUUCAACAGAACUUACUUCAGCCCUAGAACGAGCUGGGAUCGCAAUAGACGGCAUUAUGCAAGCUGCGCCAGUGAGCUCUAUUCAAGAGUUCUUUUUACAUCAUCAACAAAAUGGCGGCACAGGGUGUAUAAAUUACAUAUAUGAAGUUGAAGGACGCAACCUGAAACAAGGUUUGAAGCAAUUUAUACACCUUCUAGAAAUGAAAAACCCAAUUUUUCGCACAACUAUUAUCGGUAUAGGCAAAAAUAAGUUUGCCCUAGCUUUACUUAAGGAAACGGCGUCGCACUGGUCUUAUCCUUCCAGCCUUCGAUCGCUUCUUGAAAUCACAACGGCACAGAAGCUUCAGCUAGGUGAACCAGCGGCCCGAUAUGCUCUUGUGCUUGAAGAUGCAGCCAAUGAAGGCCGCAGCUUUUUCGCAAUCUCGUUAUAUCAUACCCACUGCGAUGCCUUCACGCGCUUCCUGAUUGACAAAGAGAUAUCACAAAUCCUGCAGUCUCCAUCUGAUUAUGCACGAGCUGAGAAUAUCGAACGCCCGUGGUUUGGCGCUUUUGUCAAGCAUCUGCGUCUCAUUGCACCGCAGGAAGAUGUCAUGAAAUUCUGGGAAAAUUAUUUACGCGGCGCAAACGUGGCCAAUAUCCAUCCACUUGAACAAGCUGUGGUCAGCGGCAGCGUCGAGAAUGUCUUAACAGACAUGCUACCAGUACCCUUUACCCAUCCUCAGUCCAAUAGCGAUGCACCAAGAAACCCAACACAAGUAAUUCUGGCUGCCUGGGCAAUGGCCCUAGCAAAGUUAUCGGGACAUCGAGACAUCACGUUUGGCCUUUGUCGUCACGGGAGAUCUUCUAAUACAUUUCCGGACGUGUGGCGUGUUAUGGGGCCAUUGGUUAAUGCGGUACCAUUUCGAAUUUCUAUACAAAGCAAGGAGGAACCUGUAACAGAGCUAUUACAGCGAGUCCAAGACGAUAUCACGACCACAACCCAGUGGGAGCAAGGAUUUGCUCCUGGUGUAGUCCCCAGCGCUGACGGGCGGCCUUGGGUUCAGUCAUUUGUCAAUUUGAGGUCUGAGUUGAACAAAUCCAAGGAUGUGUGCAACACAAAUGAAAGCAACUCAGAAAUAACCAAGAUUGUCCCCAGGCCAGAUCUAGAUAAUUUCAAUACCGACUAUCACUGGGCUGUUAUAUUGAUGAUCAAACGGCAGCGUAAUCAGUACGAAGUUUCGAUGCUGUAUAACUCGUCACUCAUUGAUUAUAAACGAGCAAACACUCUAUUUACAGACUUUAAAUUACUUAUGGGUGCAUUGGAAGCAGAUGUUGAAAUUAAUGUAGGAGAUUUACUAGAGUAG